This is a messenger RNA of Salpingoeca rosetta, 2218 nucleotides long. RefSeq lists its product as uncharacterized. The transcript is spliced from 5 exons. Bases 1 to 2127 code for a protein of 708 amino acids. The record is from RefSeq and is a predicted model, not a curated record. NCBI's taxonomy places the organism in Eukaryota, Choanoflagellata, Craspedida, Salpingoecidae.
AUGACCCCAACACUGGCUGCAUGGGACUUCAAGUACACGGCGGCUGCGCUGUCUGCAUGUGGGAUGAGCGAAUACAUUCGCCUGUCUGUGCGCCACGGCCCGAGCGCCAACCCGUACAUUCUGUGCGCUGGCGUCGUACCUGUGGUCCUGAGUGCACGUGAGCUGCGCAUUGACACGCCACCCCACCCUGCGCUUGAGUUUUCGCGUGUCCUGCACUGCUGUGGGCGGCAUGUGGCUGCAUCGUCAUCACCGUCAUCAUCGUCAUCGUCAUCGUCAUCGGGGUCGUCAAAGGCGUCCGCAACGCAUGGUUCAGGAAGCGCCAUGCACGGAAAUUUGUACAUGCGCGCCGUGAUCAUGGAUGGAUUUGGCGUCCACGCGCUGCGGGAGAUUGCUGUUGGGCUCGGCAGCGUGGAGGCCUUCGUUGAAGACGCCUUCUUAUAUGCGGUGAUUGGCAUGGGUCGGGCAUUCCUUCCUGCGCUUUCCCGCAUCGCCAACACGGGGAGCAGCAACGAGCUGGCGUCCUCAUCGCAUGUGCGGCCUCCAGAAAACUUGCCCGGCACAACAACACCCAGUGACAAUGUGAGCACAACAUCCUCGUCGCCGUCAUCAUCAUCGCAUUCGUCGUGGUCGUCGUUGUGGAAGAAAGAUGGAUCGCUGCCGCUCCUGCUGGUUGCGCCACCGCGUGCAGUGUCCAUCCAGCAACUGCACAUUGACGCUGUGCACGCAGAGAUUACGGCGCACGCCUCGGCCUUUCUCUUCCUCAGCCUUGAUCGCGCGGUGCUGCACCUGCCACGUUUGGAUGCGGAGAGCGUAGGACACGUUGACAGCCGCGCACUCGCCGAGUCUGUGGCGCGCCACUACCAAGGGCAGGCAGUGAAGCAAGCCGGGUGGGUGGUUGGCUCCCUGGGUCUGUUGGGCAGCCCUGCAACUGGCAUUCGCCGUGUGUUUGGAGCAUUUGGGGGUCUCCUGGAGGCCGCGCUGGGACCCGCGCCACGACACGGCAACGGCACUCUGCCUACCCAGUCGCCGUCUUCAUCGGCAUCCGCAAGCGCGUACACGCGAGGCGGGCGCGCUGGACGCGUGGCGGUGGCAUCGCAGCACUUGCUGGCACAGACAGCAACUUCACUGCUCACGUCUGUGGAGACAGCGGCCAAGAGCGUUGGCCGAAACAUCGGACGCAUGACCAUGGAUGAGCACCACCAGCGAUUGGGGCAAGAGCGACGGGUUGCUUGGCAGUCACAGCAGGAGUCGCUUGGGCGUCACCUGCUGCAUGGGGCACAAGGAUUUGGCAUGGGUUUGCUUGCAGGCAUUGCCGGUCUGGCUGACCAGCCCAUUCGAGCCUCAAUCUCUGACCAAGCUUCGGUGUCUGGCGUGCUUGCUGGUUUUGGGCGAGGCGUUGUUGGUUUGGUAACGAAGCCCCUAGAGGGCACGUUUGGUCUCGUUGAAUCAACAUCGCGCGGCAUUGCCACCCUCUUCCCCACCGACCGCCCGCGUGCCGUUCAUGGAGCAGCGGUCCUGGCGUCCCCGCAAGCGCGCCUGGGGGACAGACAUGGGCUGCUGUCGUUGUGGCUGGCAAUGCUGUCUUCGCCCUGGCUCUCAUCGGCAACCACAUGCCCUGCGCACGCAACACUUGUGAACGCAACGCUUGUGGCUGAGACGCCCGCGUUACACAAUGUGCUGCUGUGGUGGGAUUGCUCGGGACGGGUGGUGCUGACUGCACGCCGUGGUGAUGGCGAGGUAUAUGAGCUGUUGGCGAUGCACGUGCGAGACGCAGUGACGUGGGAGGAAAACACCAUGCCCACCACAGCAACCAUGAUGGCAACACUGCAACGAAGCGGCCUCGCAAUACACGUGCAGGCUACGCGGGCACAUGCCACCGCAGGCACGGCAGUGCGUGGUGCACUCACGCUGGCCGUGAAGAAGGUUGCCCGCAAGCACGAAAAUGGUGGCGAUGAUGCCAGUGUUGACGGCCGGAACAGCAAACAACAGCAACCACGUGGCGGUGAAGGAGAUGCAUCAGACAGCGAGGUUGUGAAGCUGACUGUUGCAUUGGGUGACAGACGAGUGCUGCAAGGGGAGCUCACAACACACAACGCAGCCCGGCUGCUGCGCUCUUUAUCAGGAUGAACGUGCUUGGGCAGAGGAGCAGGGGAGUAGGGGUAGCUGAAGUUAAUGUAUUGUUGUAACAACGUGAACGCAAGGGAUAAACGAAGGAACA